Molecule: messenger RNA, 4124 nt
Organism: Balaenoptera ricei (Rice's whale)
Lineage: Eukaryota; Metazoa; Chordata; Mammalia; Artiodactyla; Balaenopteridae
Gene: ZNF583
Product: zinc finger protein 583
Exons: 6
Coding region: 700-2310 (536 amino acids)
Biological process (GO): negative regulation of transcription by RNA polymerase II
Cellular component (GO): nucleus
Molecular function (GO): RNA polymerase II cis-regulatory region sequence-specific DNA binding; DNA-binding transcription repressor activity, RNA polymerase II-specific; DNA-binding transcription activator activity, RNA polymerase II-specific
Source: RefSeq, a predicted model, not a curated record
GGUGGCGGGGGCGGUGGGUCCGAUGGCCUGAGAGGGCUGGGCGGGUGCGAGUUCUGGGUCGCAAGGACGGGGGAUUAAGGAGCGUGGCAGAGACGACGCGAAAGGGACGAGGCAGGAAGCAGCCGUCGGCCCGGCGCCCGCGGCGAGUAGUCCCAGGAUGCUCCGCGCCGCACCGCGCCUGGCCCCGGACUCCGUUUCCCAGCAGCCACUGCGGCUGGCGCCGACAGCCUGCCUGAGCGCUUUGGCCCCUUUGUGAGUCCGCCCGUCGGGCCAGAGAUCGAGUCCACGCCCCGGCCGCAGGGCGCUCGGCUCCCCGUCUCCGCGAACGGUGCGGAACGAAGUGCCGACUCUCGGGGAGAAGGCGCUCUGUUUUCGCUGGACACUGCCCUUCUCCCAAAGAGAAGCCGGAAGGAGGAGGACAGAAGGGCUGUCCUAAAUUCUUAAAGCCAUGUCCGAGCCAGAAUUUUCAUCUUCAUUCAAGAAACAGUUUAGCACUUCCCGUGGGUUAGGUGUUCUGUUGGGAGGUCUCAAGAGGCAAAAAUACACUCCGUGGUGGAAUCUGAAAGUCUUCCCUGUAGGGAAGUGAAGUGAUUCACUGAGGUCAAGGAUUUGGUGACAUUUGGGGAUGUGGCUGUAGAUUUCUCUCAAGAGGAGUGGGAAUGGCUGAACCCUGCUCAGAGGAAUUUGUACAGGAAAGUGAUGUUGCAGAACUAUAGGAGCCUGGUAUCACUGGCAGGAGUUUCAGUUUCUAAGCCAGAUGUGAUCUCAUUAUUGGAGCAAGGAAAAGAGCCCUGGAUGGUGAAGAAGGAGGGGACAAGAGGAGCAUGCCCUGAUUGGGAGUAUGCAUUUAAAAACAAUGAAUUUUCAUCAAAGCAAGUUAUUUAUGAGGAAUCAUCCAAAGUAAGGACAAUGGGAAGAAGCCAUCUUAGUUAUAACCUUGACUGCUCCAGUUUGAGAGAAGACUCUAAAAAUGAGGACUGGUUUAAGAACCACUUGGGAAGUCAGGAGAUACAUUCUAGUCAAUUGAUCAUCACUCAUAAAGAAAUCCUGAGUAAAGAUCAAAGUAAUGAAUAUACUAAAUCUUGGCAAACUUUCCAUCAGGAUGCAAUCUUUGAUAUAAAGCAGAGUUUUCCCACCAAAGAAAGAAUACGUAAGCAUGAGCCAAGAAAGAGAAGCUACCGGAAAAAAUCUGUUGAAAUGAAACGUAAGAAAGUCUAUGUAGAAAAGAAACUUUUGAAAUGUAAUGAAUGUGAGAAGGUUUUCAACCAGAGCUCAUCUCUCACUCUUCAUCAGAGAAUUCACACUGGAGAGAAACCAUAUGCAUGUGUUGAAUGUGGGAAAACCUUCAGCCAGAGUGCAAACCUAGCUCAACAUAAGAGAAUACAUACUGGAGAGAAACCCUAUGAAUGUAAAGAAUGUAGGAAAGCCUUCAGCCAGAAUGCCCAUCUUGCUCAACAUCAGAGAGUUCAUACUGGAGAGAAACCUUAUCAGUGUAAAGAAUGUAAAAAAGCCUUCAGCCAGAUUGCACACCUGACUCAACAUCAGAGGGUUCAUACUGGGGAAAGACCUUUUGAAUGUAUUGAAUGUGGAAAGGCCUUUAGUAAUGGCUCAUUUCUUGCUCAGCAUCAGAGAAUUCACACAGGAGAGAAGCCUUAUGUAUGUAACGUGUGUGGGAAGGCCUUUAGCCAUCGGGGAUACCUAAUUGUACAUCAGAGAAUUCAUACCGGAGAGAGACCCUAUGAAUGUAAGGAAUGUAGGAAAACCUUCAGCCAGUAUGCACACCUGGCUCAACAUCAGAGAGUUCAUACUGGAGAGAAACCUUAUGAGUGUAAAGUAUGUAGGAAAGCCUUCAGCCAGAUUGCAUACCUUGAUCAACAUCAGAGGGUUCAUACUGGAGAGAAACCCUAUGAAUGUAUCGAAUGUGGGAAGGCCUUUAGCAAUAGUUCGUCACUUGCACAACAUCAGAGAAGUCAUACCGGAGAGAAACCUUACAUGUGUAAGGAAUGCAGGAAAACAUUUAGCCAGAAUGCAGGCCUUGCUCAACAUCAGCGAAUUCACACUGGAGAGAAACCUUACGAAUGUAACAUUUGUGGGAAAGCCUUUAGCUAUAGUGGAUCUCUUACUCUACAUCAAAGAAUUCAUACUGGGGAAAGACCCUAUGAAUGUAAGGAUUGCAGGAAAUCUUUCAGGCAGCGAGCACACCUUGCUCAUCAUGAGAGAAUUCAUACGAUGGAGUCAUUCUUGACUCUUUCCUCUCCCUCACCCUCCGUGUCCAGUCAGUUGCCAAGACCUGUAGGUUCUAUCUCCUAAAUAUGCCUUGAAUCUGACUCUAAUUAAUUUCCAUUCUGUCAUCUUUGUCCAGUACACUACAAUCUAUUUGACAUGGACUAUGGAAAUAACUUUCUAAUUGAUCUCCCUGUGUUUACCAUUUCCUGCUAGUAGUGCAUAUUGCAGUCAAACUUGUGUUUAAAAAGUUUAAUCAUAUCACUUCUCCUUCAUUAAAACCCUUCAUUGGCAUCCCAUAGGUCUUAGGGCAAGGCACACAUUACUCAAAAUAGCCUAAAAGACCCCCAAACCCCCAAUACCUUGUUCCAGUCUACAUUUCAGAGUCCCAUCUCAUGUCAAUAUCCAUCUCAUUCUUUGGCUACUUAUCAACAUUAAGAAUUUAUAGUGCAGCAUCAAAUCGAUCUGGGUUCCAAUUCUUACUCUUCCAUUUUCUAGCUCUCUAGUUUUGGAGAAACAUUUUGUCCCUUGUAAGCUUCAGUUUUUUUAUUUAUAUUAUGGAAAUAAUAAUGGUACUACCUCAAGUUAAUGGGAGGAUUAAAUGAGAUAAUGCAUGUGAACUGCUCAGCAGAGUGCCUAGCAUAAAGUAAUCAGUAAACACUAAUGUAAAAUAAAAAGGUACUAUGAUAAAAAGAUCAUCUCAGCAAUGAUUAUCUGCAAAAUAACAAAGCAACCCAAAAGACUGUAAAGGUUUUUGAUUAGGAACAGCAGUCAUUGUUCUAAAGGUGGGUGAUAGUAUCCAGCACAGCAGAGUUAAUGUUGGAGCCCAUGAUGACAGAGUAAGAUGGGGGCUUCUGUUUCAACAUGAAUACACAGAGAUAUGAUUUUGUUGAUAAGAAAAACUAACUUCAUUAAGAAAAACUAACUUCAUUAUAUAGUCAACAGUUUUAAGAAGCCAGGUGUUAAAAAUCACUUGUAAUAAGUAAAAUUUACUGAGAUGUAUUCAUCAUUUGCAUUUAAACAAAGGCAAUAUAGUUUUUAAAAGAGAGAAAACUUUAAAAGAUCAAUAACCAAAGAAGAAUAGAAAGUAAAAUUUAACUCACCUCUCCUAAUUCCAGGUAGAUGAAUUGUAUUAAACCCAUGUUGUUUAAAUAGAAAAGUUGUUAAGCUUCUAAGCUGUAACUCCAAAACUAGAGGGAAAAGAAACCAAAACUAUAGGUCAAAACUCAUCAACAUGGAUAUGCAUCAAGUUUCAAAUGAAUAUGAAUACCUUUAGAUGGGCAUGUGUUUUCCAGUUCUCCACAAUUCAAACCACUACCUGUUCCCUUACAUCUGACUUGUUUUACACUUUAUAUUACUUCCUGAAUCCUGAAGGCUUUGAGCAUGCAAUCAAUGCAGUAACCAGUUCUCUUGUGAACAUAAGUACAAAGAAAAUGACCAAAGUUUAAUGGAGGAUUAAAAGAAUAGACAUUUUAUCCUUCUGUAGGGGAAGACUCAGUAUUCUACAGAUGUUAGUAGGCCCCAAAUUAAUAGAUUCUUUGUACCUGACAAAAUAAGACUUUUUUAAGGCUUGAAACAUUGUGUUUGUCAACAUACACCCAUACACAUUGACAACAUACACACAUAAAGGAAAUAUAUAAUAAAGGUGAUAUUUCAUGUCAGUGGCUUAACAGUAUUGGUAAAUGAGAUUCUGCUCAAAAAAACUAUUUCUGUAAAAAACAAUCGCCUCAUUCUUUUAUCCAGAUGCAAAACAGACUCAUUAGAGGACACCGUAACAUGCUUUAUAAUCAUGGAGAACAAUCUUCCUAAAUACGACAUGAGAUCCAGAAGCCACACACACAAAGAUUCUAGGUGUGACUAUAUAAGAACUUUAAUAAACUUUUAUAUAGUCAAAGAUAGUA